This is a messenger RNA of Prorocentrum cordatum, 2431 nucleotides long. Lineage: Eukaryota; Dinophyceae; Prorocentrales; Prorocentraceae. The record is from the annotation of a GenBank genome assembly.
AUGCCGUCCAGGUACUGGGUCGUGGUGGUCGCUUUCUGGUUCGCCUACUUCUACGGCAAGCUCAGGGUCCAACCGCAUUUGCCUCGCCACCCCAUGGACCUCAAGUGGGACUCGUGGAACAGGCGCCUCGGGAUUCAGGUCGACUGCUUGGGGGUCGCCGACGUCGUCAACGGGAAGUCGGUGUUGCGAGCGCCAGAGUUGGAACUGGUAUUCAGGAGGAUUUGCGCCAGGUUGUUCUUUUUGGAGCGCGCCGGAUGGAGUGGAAGACGGGACAUCGAUUCCUACGUGAACUGGGCCUCCAGGGACAUGAACACCGUGCCCGAUUACCUCGUGAACGCGGCGAUGGGCACGCAUCAAAAUCACCAUUGGGCGAGCCAAGAUGCACUGCGGAAGCGCAUUCCCCAGCGGGUUAUCAAGAUCUACGUAGAUGGAGGACUUCGAGGUCUGCCUUCUGAUAGGCACCGGCUGGCGGCGAUCGGCUACGUCACCUAUGGGGCUCGGGGCGUUGAAGGGCACGAGGUCCACUACGAGGGGCUCGCGCUGAUGGGGGAGGCGAUCGAGGCGACCGCAGCCCCUCCGGCCGCCCCACCAGGGCUGGCGCCUGGCGCCCCUGCCGCCGGCGCCGACGCGGAGGGGACCUCCGGCUUGUCGCAGGCGCUGCACAACAUGCAGAUGGACGGCCUCAUCAUGGACCACGCGGGCGCACCCCUGGCCGCAGCGCACGCCAUGGCGUCCAUGGAGGUCGAAAGGGCCCCUGCUGCCGCCGGAGAUGGACCCGCUGCUCGGUUCGGUUCCCUUCGCUCUGAUCUUCUACGUGAAUGGUUUGAGGGGGAAGUUCUUCAGCACUUCCCGCUCGUCCACGCCUCCACCGUGACCGAGUUGCCCCAUGCUGACAUGCCAGUCCAGCUCCCUGACACCUUCGAGAAGCUGAGGGAACUCCUGACCAAGCUCGGCUACGCCCUGGACUGCGAGGACCCGUGGGCCGCCAUCGGCAUGGAGAUCGGCCUAGACACCUUGCACAAACUCCUGGGUCUCAUUCCGGAGGACGCCGUCGUGCUCACACAGUGGUCGAACGUCUUGAAAGUCCACCAUCCCCGCCUCGCUCCGGUGGCGGAGGCACGCGUUCUGGCCGAGUUGACAGAGAAAGGCGACGAUAAAUGGCUCGAUUUGGCGCGCGACAGAAACAUCGUGAUCUGGGCCCCCGCGGACGAUAAUGCGCUUACGCGAUGCCUCGCGGGUUUCCUUCGCCGGGCCAUGUCAGGUAUCUAUCCUUCGUCGGUCAUCUUUGUCACCGCCAUCCCGAAUACGGCAGGGUCCAACACGGUCAGCAGCAUCACGGAUCUCUGGUCGUCCCCGCUUCUUUCGGAAAGGUGGAGCCCCAUAGUUCGAGCUACUACCUACAUCCCAUUCCCGUUCGAGAUGGUGUCGUCCACGAGCAGCGGUACGCCACGGCAUUUUCGAAGUGGAUUGGGUAUCUUUUCUCUCAUGCAGGCGGGCCCCAUCAGCAUCCCGAAGGUUAUCCAUGUCGACGCGCUCAUGCACGUGGAUGAGGUUAAGACCAUCGUGGUCGACAUGCGGCUCGACCUCCUUACGGACUUCCUCAAACUGGCGCGGCUGGACAUUCUGGAGGGCCUCUCUUAUAGGACACACCGGAAGAGCCUGACCAGUACCCCUGAUGCCCCCCGCGUUGCGGUUGAGGUGGUUAUGGAUGCACGUUUGUCUGAACUUGAGUGCUUUGCGAUCUUGAAGCAUCUGCGUCGUCAUCACCUCCCUCACGACACGUUCUUCGGAUACAAGCACCUUGCAGGUGCCUCGGACGCUCUGCUGCUCGAGUGCGGUGACUCUCGUCUCUUUCGGCACUUUUGGCCCCUCUGUACACAGAUGCUUACAAUUGGCCCCUCUCGCUUCCUCGUGUACACGGAGGCCCUGAUGGACACGUGGACGGAGGUGAUGCAGCAGGUUUUCUCGGACAACACCAUCAGCGGCGCCACCCGUCUCCGCUGCCGCCCCUCCCAUCACGGCGGCCGGACUCUCGCCACGCCAGCGGCCACUACAACACAGUUGACGACGAACAGGCGACGCAGCGGGAAGAAGUGCGGACCUGGGGACCUCGUGGCCGAGAUCGCGCCGCGCGGCGACCUGGGCAAAGCGGAGGACGUCGUUUUGGACUCACUCAUGAAGCACGCCUGUGACAGCGUGGGCCUUUCUUUCACCAAGGCCGCGGAUCCAGCCCGGCCGAAGGCUGGCGAGUACUACCACAUGCCCGCUUGCCCUCCUCGCACGCCGGCUGGGGCCCUGAAGGUCUUGGCGCAGACCCAUGGCGACAUCCGCCGGCUAUAUGCUGCGCUACAUGGGCAAUCCAUCCUGGUGGGCACGGACCACGUCGUGGUGGAGGUGAAGAACGACUUGGUUGAGCUGCAAAUCCAGCAGG